Messenger RNA from Prunus armeniaca (apricot), 1110 nucleotides. The record is from the annotation of a GenBank genome assembly. Lineage: Eukaryota; Viridiplantae; Streptophyta; Magnoliopsida; Rosales; Rosaceae.
AUGGAGAUAACCAACGUCAGUGAGUAUGAGGCCAUUGCAAAGCAGAAAUUGCCAAAGAUGGUCUUUGACUACUAUGCAUCAGGAGCAGAGGACCAGUGGACUCUGGCUGAAAACAGAAAUGCUUUCUCAAAAAUUCUGUUUCGACCCCGUAUUCUUAUUGAUGUAAGCCACAUAGACUUGACCACUACUGUUUUGGGCUUCAAAAUCUCAAUGCCAAUCAUGAUUGCCCCAACAGCUAUGCAGAAAAUGGCUCAUCCUGAAGGUGAAUAUGCUACCGCUAGAGCAGCAUCAGCAGCGGGAACAAUUAUGACUUUGUCUUCAUGGGCUACUUCAAGUGUUGAAGAGGUUGCUUCAACUGGACCUGGAGUCCGUUUUUUCCAGCUCUAUGUCUACAAGGACAGGCAUGUUGUUGCUCAGCUAGUGAGAAGAGCUGAAAGGGCUGGGUUCAAGGCUAUUGCUCUUACAGUUGAUACUCCAAGGCUGGGUCGCAGAGAAGCUGACAUCAAGAACAGAUUUACUUUACCUCCAUUUCUGACAUUGAAGAACUUUGAAGGUUUGGAUCUUGGAAAGAUGGACGAAGCCGCUGACUCAGGACUUGCUUCAUACGUUGCUGGUCAAAUCGAUCGUUCUCUUAGCUGGAAGGAUGUGCAGUGGCUUCAGACAAUCACUAAACUGCCUAUUCUAGUGAAGGGUGUUCUCACUGCUGAAGAUGCAAGGCUUGCGGUACAAGCUGGAGCAGCCGGGAUUAUUGUAUCCAAUCAUGGAGCUCGCCAACUUGAUUAUGUCCCUUCGACUAUUAUGGCCCUAGAAGAGGUUGUCAAAGCUGCACAAGGGCGUAUUCCUGUUUUCUUGGAUGGUGGUGUUCGUCGUGGAACAGAUGUCUUUAAAGCAUUAGCAUUGGGUGCAUCUGGCAUAUUUAUUGGGCGCCCUGUGGUGUUCUCUUUGGCUGCUGAAGGAGAGGCUGGCAUCAGAAAAGUACUCCAAAUGCUGCGUGAAGAGUUUGAGCUAACCAUGGCAUUAAGUGGAUGCCGUUCACUCAAAGAAAUCACCCGUGACCACAUUGUGACUGAGUGGGACACUCCUCGCCCUCGCCAUUUGCCUAGGUUAUAG